GCCAGGCCAGGCGGAGCCGGAAGCCGGCCGAGGCUGAGCCAGCAGCGGCUGAGGAGAGCGAAGGGAGGCGGCGGCGGCGGCGGCUCCUCUUUCCUCAUGGCGCUGAACCUGAGCCGGAACGGGCCGGCGCUGCAGGAGGCCUACGGGCAGGUCGUGGCGUCGGCCAGCCCCACGGACUGGGCUCUGUUUACCUAUGAGGGCAACAGCAAUGACCUGAGAGUGGCUGGGACAGGAGAUGGUGGCCUGGAGGAGAUGGUGGAAGAGCUCAAUAGUGGGAAAGUGAUGUAUGCUUUCUGCAGAGUGAAAGAUCCGAACUCUGGCUUGCCUAAAUAUGUGCUCAUCAAUUGGUUUGGUGAAGGCGUUAAUGAUGUGAGAAAGGGAGCCUGCGCCAACCAUGUCAGCUCUGUAGCAAACUUCCUAAAGGGUGCUCAUGUGACAAUAAAUGCUCGGGCCGACGAGGAUGUGGAGCCGGAUACCAUCACAGAGAAAGUGGCCAAGGCUUCUGGAGCAAACUACAACUUUCAUAAAGAAGGCAGCAAGUUCCAGGAGGCAGGUCCUCAGACUCCAGUGGGCUCAGUCUACCAGAAAACUAAUGCCAUGUCCGAGAUCAAAAGAGUCAGCAAAGAUAGCUUCUGGGCCAAAGCAGAGAAAGAUGAGGAGAACCGCCGACUAGAAGAGAAGAGGAAAGCAGAGGAGGAGCGUCAGCGUCUGGAGAAAGAGCGCCGAGAGCGGGAAUUGCAGGAAGCAACUUUGCGCGAGCGAAGAUUUAAGGAGCGAGCCAGUGAGAUAGAUGCUCAGAAGAAAUUCCAACAACAGCAGGAAACGGAGUCAGUCAAUAAAGAAAAACAACAAUGGAAGGAGCAGGAAGAAGAUCUCAGCAAGAUGCAGAAGGGUUUCCGAAGGAGGAGUGAGUCUGUGGAGAAAGCUCAGGAAGCAGCAUCAAUAAUAGGACAAAGAUCAGUGAAUCCUCGUGACAUCUUCAAACAAAAGGAGAGGUCCAUGUCCACAGAUGGUGCAGUCGUCAGUUCCCAGCCAGGCAAGCUGCGGAGCCCCUUUCUCCAGCAGAACAGUCAAGCAGAGGCUCCUGUAUCCCCUGUCCACCCUGCCGUGCAAGAUGUUCACCCUCCUCCUGUUGUCCGUUCGUCUGUACACGAUACACCUCCAGUCUCUCCCGUUCCUGAACUUGGUGAUUCUGUCAGGCAGAACAACUACAAAUCAGGCGCUCCAACCUACGAACCGGAAGAGAAACAUGAAGCUGUGUACGAAGAACCCCCUAGUGAACGAGUUAUCUAUGAUGAACCCCCUGAGGAACAGCCCGAAGAUACUAAAUAUGACUAUGUUGAUAGCUACCAACAAAACCUUAACUUGGAGGGAAAAGGCUUAUGCGCUCGAGCUCUCUAUGAUUAUCAAGCUGCUGAUGACACGGAGAUCUCUUUUGACCCUGAGAACAUUAUCACGAGCAUUGAGAUGAUCGAUGAGGGCUGGUGGCGUGGCUAUGGUCCCGAUGGUCACUUUGGGAUGUUCCCUGCCAACUAUGUAGAACUCAUUGAAUAAUUGGCCUUUGCCGGAGGAAGAAUGCAAGCAAUACCUGAAAGAACAACUCUUAUCAAAUCCAAUUCUUCAAGGUGGAAUUGUGUGGCUUUUUAAGAGUGAAGUGCUCAUUGCUCUGUGCCCCUGUC
This is a messenger RNA of Lacerta agilis (Sand lizard), 1679 nucleotides long. RefSeq names its product drebrin like (gene DBNL). Gene Ontology annotation, biological process: postsynaptic actin cytoskeleton organization; positive regulation of dendritic spine morphogenesis; regulation of actin filament polymerization. The coding region runs from base 97 to 1554 and encodes 485 amino acids. The record is from RefSeq and is a predicted model, not a curated record. Gene Ontology annotation, cellular component: postsynaptic membrane; plasma membrane; dendrite. Lineage: Eukaryota; Metazoa; Chordata; Lepidosauria; Squamata; Lacertidae. Gene Ontology annotation, molecular function: actin filament binding. The transcript has 14 exons.